AUGCUGGACGUAUCAAUAUUAAUAAAAGAUAAUGAACCACUCCCACCAACUAUAUUCUCAUUAACAAAGAAACCAAUGUCACCAAUGUCAACAACAGAGUACAAUUGCCUCGUUGGGUACUACCAGGUUGCAUACAAUGACAAGAGGAUCUCUAGUUGCAAGAAUGGCAUGACGAGUUCACCAUUUAUUCAAUACAUCUUCAUUCAUUCAUUCACACCCACAAACUCUCCCACAACACUCUACAACCACAAUUAUCAGCUUAAUUUUGCUUUUGUCAAAUGA
Messenger RNA from Phycomyces blakesleeanus NRRL 1555(-), 282 nucleotides. RefSeq lists its product as hypothetical. The transcript is spliced from 2 exons. NCBI's taxonomy places the organism in Eukaryota, Fungi, Mucoromycota, Mucoromycetes, Mucorales, Phycomycetaceae. The record is from RefSeq and is a predicted model, not a curated record. The coding region runs from base 1 to 282 and encodes 93 amino acids.